AUGAGACGCUUAGAAAAGAUCUAUUGUAGAGAGGGGCUUGAGACGGACGUGAAUUUUGUGAUACCUACAAACUUAAGUAUCCCGAGGCAAUCCAAUUACAUCGACGACGAUGUUUGCUGGCUCAAAGGCAAGACUCAAAGUUCAGAACGCUCCUUCCGCCCCAACGCACCUCUGAAAGGCUCCCAGAUCCAACCGGGUGUAGUAAAGGUCUUUUUACUGGGAGCAAGCCAAUGUUUCUUAUGCCACCGCUCGUUAGCUAUCAGUAAUGGUAUUGAGACGUUCAAUCAAUUUAAGAAAUGCGGUGGAGUUCAUUGA
This is a messenger RNA of Leptosia nina, 315 nucleotides long. The record is from the annotation of a GenBank genome assembly. NCBI's taxonomy places the organism in Eukaryota, Metazoa, Arthropoda, Insecta, Lepidoptera, Pieridae.